GACGCAGCCAAUGGGCUGACAGGCAGCCUUCAACUUAUUAGGUGACUGUACUUCUUCGUAAGGACCAAGUUGUUACAUGAAAUCUGCAGUUUCAUAAUUUCACCAGGUCUCGCCUCGCCUUUUGCGUUGGGGCUGGGCUUGGAUGGCGAUGUCUUCUUCGGGGACGCUCAGCAAUUACUACGUGGACUCUUUUCUCAUUCACGACAGCGAGGAACUGGUGCAGUCCCGCUAUGGCUCGGCUCCCCUAGGCCAGCCAGGAAGGCAGGCGACCCUGGGCGAGCACCCCGAAUUUACUCCCUGCAGCUUCCAGUCCAAAACGUCCGUCUUCAGCACUUCCUGGAACGCCGUGCACCCGCCGAGCGCUAACAAUGUGCCCGCCGUCUACCACCCGUACGUGCAUCACCAGGCGCCGAUGGCAGCGCCCGACGGCAGGUACAUGCGUUCGUGGCUGGAGCCUAUGCCGGGCUCCUUGUCUUUUGCCGGCUUGCCGGCCAGCAGGCAUUACGGCAUUAAACCUGAACCGCUCCCGGCCAGGAGAGGUGACUGCACCACCUUUGACACUCACGCACUCUCUCUGACUGACUAUGCUUGUGGUUCUCCUCCAGCUGAUAGGGAUAAGCAAGCCCACGACGGGGCGUUCUCGGAAAACAAUGGCGAGAGCGAGACUAACGGAGAGAAACCCCAGCUGGAUCCGAACAACCCGGCUGCAAACUGGUUACACGCGAGAUCCACCCGGAAAAAGCGGUGCCCUUACACCAAGCACCAAACGCUGGAGUUGGAAAAGGAGUUUUUGUUCAACAUGUAUCUCACCAGGGACCGACGGUACGAAGUGGCCAGGCUCCUGAAUUUAACCGAAAGACAAGUGAAAAUCUGGUUUCAGAAUCGGAGGAUGAAAAUGAAGAAAAUCAACAAAGACCGAGCGAAGGAUGAAUGAUGCUCGACUCCCAGGUUAAUCCCGUUUCAAACAGCAAAAUCUCUCCCUCCAACGCAACACAACACAAUCCUCCCCGGCCCUUCACACCCAUACCCUGAGACUGCGUCCAGGCCUCACCUUUUUUAUUUGGGGGGGGGUUGUUGCUGUUGUUUUGUCCUUGGCCAAUCCAGCUCUUGAAUGUACCUCGCCAGCGUGCAGGGAGAUGGCUGUGCCCGGGUGCUCUUCUGGAGGUACCAAGAUUUACCAUUUUCUAAUCAUAGGAAAGAAAAGGGGGGCAUUAAACAUGGAAGGCUAAUUUGUUGGCUUGUCUAAAUCUACCUGUCCUUCACGAAAGAAAGAAAGAAAGAAAGAAAGAAAGAAAGAAAGAAAGAAAGAAAGAAAGAAAGAAAGAAAGAAAGAAAGAAAGAAAGAAAGAAAGAAAGAAAGAAAGAAAACUACCUUUUUAAUGCACAAUUCUUUACAGACUGUAUAGGGUUAGUCGACAUAGUUAAUUUUAUUUUCUCUUUGCGCAGCAGAGAGAGAGAGAGAGAGAAAGAGGUCUGCUCUAAUACUUGAACACUGUGUUUUAUUGUGGUAAUUAUAUUUGUGACUCAAUUUUUGUGCUUGGGUGCUGUACCAGAUGUGAUUGUGUAAGCUAGGAUUCAAUUUGAACUCAGGUUGUUUAUUAUAAAGGUUGCAUAGAGUAUAGCUCUGUAGUGUAAGGAGUCUUUUUUCUGUAUCAUUAUUAGACAGUUAACCUUGGAUUGGGGGGGAUUGUUUGCUCUCUUUCAAUCCCAGCUUUUAAACACAAAUAGGAAAAAAUAUUCUGGGAUAGCCAAGGACUCGUGGACCCUCCAGUUCCUCUGAAGCAAGUCAUUUUCGUAUGCACACUUGAUCUAUCUAUAUAUAUAGUACAGUCUUCGUCAGUUGUAUAUAUAUAAUCUAUAUAUUAAAGAAAGAAACCCUUCAUAAUCAGACUAGCUUGAAUAUUGUUUUUGCACCGGUAAGCAGUUUUCAGUCAUUGGAGCUAUACCUAUAUGUGAAAAAGGUAACUACCUAUGGUUUACGUUGAAAGUUUAAUCAAAUACUUUGAUUCUUAUUGUAAUGAAGUUUAAUUUUAUUGAUAAUAAAUUAUACACUCUAAAAACCUACCUUUUGGUUAUUGUAGAUUUGUAUCAAUUAUUAAAAAAAAUUAAAAGUCCUGGAAGUUAUGUUUAUGCAGAAGCUACACUGUAUAUUUUGCAAUAGUUACCUCAUGACCUACUGACCAAAUAGUUGUGUCCAGAAUGAUAUUUAACUUUUUGCUAAAUAAAAUAUAUAUUGAUUCUUUUAAA
This is a messenger RNA of Rhineura floridana, 2247 nucleotides long. It is a transcript of the gene HOXA9, whose product is annotated as homeobox A9. Gene Ontology annotation, biological process: DNA-templated transcription; anterior/posterior pattern specification; regulation of transcription by RNA polymerase II. Bases 143 to 934 code for a protein of 263 amino acids. Gene Ontology annotation, cellular component: nucleus. The record is from RefSeq and is a predicted model, not a curated record. The transcript is spliced from 2 exons. Gene Ontology annotation, molecular function: RNA polymerase II cis-regulatory region sequence-specific DNA binding; DNA-binding transcription factor activity, RNA polymerase II-specific. Lineage: Eukaryota; Metazoa; Chordata; Lepidosauria; Squamata; Rhineuridae.